This is a messenger RNA of Drosophila eugracilis, 984 nucleotides long. RefSeq names its product doublesex- and mab-3-related transcription factor A2 (gene dmrt93B). Lineage: Eukaryota; Metazoa; Arthropoda; Insecta; Diptera; Drosophilidae. Gene Ontology annotation, biological process: sex differentiation; regulation of transcription by RNA polymerase II. The record is from RefSeq and is a predicted model, not a curated record. The transcript is spliced from 3 exons. Gene Ontology annotation, molecular function: RNA polymerase II cis-regulatory region sequence-specific DNA binding; DNA-binding transcription factor activity, RNA polymerase II-specific. Gene Ontology annotation, cellular component: nucleus. Bases 1 to 984 code for a protein of 327 amino acids.
AUGGCCAGUUUAAGUGGUGAACCUGUUGGUGAAGUACCUGCCAAGCGUCCUCGCCUGGGCGGUAAUCCUAAAACAUCCAAAGUAAUUGAAUCCCAAGCGUCUAAGGUCGCCAAUCGGGUGCCCAAGUGCGCCCGCUGCCGAAACCAUGGGAUUAUCUCGGAGCUACGUGGUCAUAAGAAGCUAUGCACCUACAAGAACUGCAAGUGCGCCAAGUGUGUCCUGAUCUUUGAGAGACAACGCAUUAUGGCUGCUCAGGUUGCCCUGAAGCGUCAGCAGGCCGUGGAGGAUGCGAUUGCCAUGCGUUUGGUGGCCAACAAAACUGGUCGAUCCAUUGACACUCUGCCGCCGGGCAACAUUUUCGGUCUGUCGGUAACCCAGCCCAGUUCCCCAUGCCCUAAGAGGGAAGAUGGCCAGUCGGAGAAGCCCCUUUCAGAGGAACACAAGCAGAAACAGCAGUCCCAGACGCCGGAGGAGGAGUACAACGAACCACCAGCCGUUGCCCAGGAUCUCAGUGCUCCGCGAAGGGAUAACGUUUCCCAGACGGCUAUCGAUAUGCUAGCCCAGCUCUUUCCUCAGCGAAAGCGAUCUGUUCUGGAACUGGUUCUCAAACGCUGCGAUCUUGACCUGAUUCGGGCAAUUGAAAAUGUCUCACCCACGGGCAAAACCUCUCCAGUAGAUGUCACCAGCAGCAUCCAUCUGCCAAACCAGGAGACUGGAAUCUUGCCCAGUGUGCCUCAGACAACGCCACCCAGGAGUAGCGCUUUCAGGCCUGUUAUAACAGACCAGUAUCAAAACAAAUCGAUGGUGGAGCUGAAGCCGCCGGUCUUUGGGAGCAGCGCCUCGGCAGCAGCAGCAGCCAUUUGUGCCUACCCCAAGUGGUUCGUACCACUCUCGUUCCCGGUGACCAUGGGACAUUUAUCCAACCUGGCACCACGCUGCACCUUGCCCAACUGCGCCUGUCUAGACAGCUACCAGUUCCACUAG